This is a messenger RNA of Ornithorhynchus anatinus (platypus), 3010 nucleotides long. RefSeq names its product protein phosphatase, Mg2+/Mn2+ dependent 1A (gene PPM1A). Gene Ontology annotation, molecular function: protein serine/threonine phosphatase activity; magnesium ion binding; manganese ion binding. Gene Ontology annotation, cellular component: nucleus; cytosol. Lineage: Eukaryota; Metazoa; Chordata; Mammalia; Monotremata; Ornithorhynchidae. Gene Ontology annotation, biological process: positive regulation of canonical Wnt signaling pathway; protein dephosphorylation; positive regulation of canonical NF-kappaB signal transduction. The record is from RefSeq and is a predicted model, not a curated record.
CCCCCCGCCCGGUCCGGACCCCCCUCCCGGGACCCGCGCCCUCGGGGCUAAAGCAUCAAGACCUACAUAAUGGGAGCAUUUUUAGACAAGCCAAAGAUGGAGAAACAUAAUGCCCAGGGCCAGGGCAACGGGCUGCGGUAUGGGCUGAGCAGCAUGCAGGGGUGGCGAGUGGAGAUGGAGGACGCGCACACGGCCGUGAUCGGUUUGCCCAGCGGACUGGACGGGUGGUCUUUCUUUGCCGUCUACGACGGGCACGCCGGCUCCCAGGUAGCCAAGUACUGCUGCGAGCACUUGUUAGACCACAUCACCAGUAACCAGGAUUUUCGAGGAGCCGACGGGCCGCCGUCCGUGGAGAGCGUCAAGAACGGGAUCCGGACGGGCUUCCUGCAGAUUGACGAACACAUGCGCGUGAUCUCGGAGAAGAAGCACGGUGCCGACCGGAGCGGCUCGACCGCGGUGGGGGUCAUGAUUUCUCCCCAGCAUACUUAUUUCAUCAACUGUGGAGACUCCCGCGGGUUGCUUUGUAGGAACAGGAAGGUUCAUUUCUUCACCCAAGACCACAAACCCAGCAACCCCCUGGAGAAGGAGCGCAUCCAGAACGCGGGUGGCUCGGUCAUGAUCCAGCGUGUGAACGGCUCUCUCGCCGUGUCGCGGGCACUGGGGGACUUUGAUUACAAAUGCGUCCACGGGAAAGGGCCGACGGAGCAGCUGGUCUCCCCGGAACCCGAAGUGUGCGAGAUCGAGCGGUCGGAAGACGACGACCAGUUCAUCAUCCUCGCUUGUGACGGGAUCUGGGACGUCAUGGGCAACGAGGAGCUCUGCGACUUCGUGCGGUCCCGGCUCGAGGUGACCGACGACCUGGAGAGAGUUUGCAACGAAAUCGUCGACACCUGCCUGUACAAGGGAAGCCGAGACAACAUGAGCGUGAUACUGAUCUGUUUUCCGAAUGCACCGAAGGUAUUGCCAGAGGCCGUGAAGAGGGAGGCAGAGUUGGACAAGUACCUGGAAAGCAGAGUAGAAGAAAUCAUAAAGAAGCAGGGGGAAGGCGUUCCAGACUUAGUCCACGUGAUGCGGACGCUAGCCACGGAGAGCAUCCCAAACCUCCCGCCGGGGGGGGAACUGGCCAGCAAGCGCAGUGUGAUUGAAGCCGUUUACAAUCGAUUGAAUCCCUACCGAAACGAUGACACUGACUCUGCAUCAACUGAUGACAUGUGGUAAAACUGCCCGUCACCCGUGGAGUUUUUCUUCAUCCUCCAAAUGAGAGGCUCCAUCCAACUUCAUUGAACCCUCUUAACCUCCGCCGUCAGCCGUGUUAAGAGAAGGGGAUGUAAUGUUGGGGAGUGUGACGACACCCGAGAACUACAGCAGUGCAACAACUGGCCCAGAACUGAGUCCUUUUUUUUUUUUUUUUGUAAAAUUGAGAUUUAUGUAAACGUGAUUUCAAACCAUAAUCCAUGUUGUGAAUCAGACUCCAGCAAUUUUUGUUGUAUGAUUUUGUUUUUGUUUUUUUUUUGUAAAGUGCAAUUGUCCUUGUACAAAAUGCUCAUAUUUAAUUAUGAACCGCUUUAAAUCACUAUCAAAGUUAUAAGAAAACGUUUGGCUUGUUGUGUGAUGCAACAGAAUAUAUUGCCCUUUAAAUUCGUGUUGUGGUUUGGAUUUGGGGUGGGGCAGAGGGAAGGAGCAGCACCAGGUAGAUGCUCAAAGCGCACACGAUUAUGAAGACGUAGAUCAUUUCACAGUCCGACCGAGACGAACCCCGAGACGUUAUUUCUCCAGACUGUCCCCGUUCACGGGCCCCGGCUCCCCCCGGGUUCCCCCCCCACCCCGAGGGCCUUCCCUUGUGCCGGUGGCCGCCGCUCUCCGUUGCAGCAUCUACCCGAGGAGGGCGGUCUGGGGGCUCGGACGCCUUGACUCACUGCACCUCUUUUACACGUCCUUCCAUUCAGUUACUAAUCGAGGACGGGGAGGAUGACCCGCUUCCCCGUAGAGUAGGGGUCUGCAGCAUUUUUACUCGUGAUUGGCCGGGCCUGCUGCUGCUGUUCCUAGUUAAAUAUUCUGAAUUCCAUUUUAUCAAUAAAGCUUGAUUUAACAAACAAGAAACUUAAUCAUGUGUAUGUAAUUCCUCUUUCUUAUUUUCCCCCCCUCCCCCUUCUCUCUCUCUCUCUCACUCUCUCACUCUCUCACUCUCUUCCUCUCUUCUAAAAUGCCAUGCCAUUACUAGGAGAGAUUGAUUUUAUAUAUUGGUAUUCUUCCUCACUGGAAGACCGUUUCCCAGUGGACGCCAUUGCUACCCCUGGCAUGGGUGGGUGGCUGGGCUCCCCUCCUGAUAAGGGCUGGAGAGAAUUCCAGCUUCUGUUAUUCCUUAGCCAUUUGUAAAAAUGAGGGUGUUUCAGGUUGCCUAUUUUUCAUUGAUGGGCAUCAGCUUAAACCUGACUACUACUGAAUGAAAAGUCUUUAGGCCUGGCAGAGUUCCACUUUAUGGCAUGCUUGUGUGUGUAUGUGUGCCCCACUUUAGAAAAACCGGAAGUGUUUGCAAUAUGAAACUUAGUAUUUCGGCAACAUUUAACUGUGGCUGGUUAAAAUUUUUCCAAAAGUUAAACAAUUGCAGACAUUGACAUGAAAUCAUUAGUUUUUAUUAGGCUUAAUUCUCUCUGUGUGCUUAUGAAAAGUCCGUUUUUAAACUAACCAAGUUGCAAAACUACUGUUUUCUGCCCUUUUGUAUCCUUGUCUCUUUAGGUGGAGGUUAUUUGUGUGUUCUUAGUUUGUAGCUUAAUCACUCAGCAAGCAGAUUCCCCCCAAGGCAAGUUCUUAAAUAUAAGAUGAUCGUUCUUCCAUUAAUUCAGAAUGAAAACUUGGCCAUUAAAAAUAUUGUUAUAAUAUGUUUGCUACUUUUGUUUUUUUCCUGAUUUUAAAAUAUACACAUUUGUAUACGUACUCUGAAAAUUGAUGGAGGGUUUGGGAAUAGUGGGGAAGAACAUUAAAAGUAUCGCCAAUUUAAGUAAAGUGUAAA